GCAUUACUAGCAAUCUAAGCAUUCAAGACUAUUCAAUCUGUCCGCUUACCGCCAAAAUUUCCCACGAAAACAAGAGAGGAAAUCCGAGUUUCAACUUUUAUCUUUCUUCCUUUAUCCGAUUUGAACUGUCAAAAUGUGGAACAGCGGAGGUGGUGGUUUUGAUGGCGGGUUUAUGAGCACCCAGCAAGAUUUUGCCUCCCCUGCUGGUCAGUCUGAGAAGAAGGCAAGGAGAUCCCAAAAUUUGAUUCCUGUCACAUUAAAAGCAGUCAUGGAUUCUACAGAUGACACUUUAAGAGUUAGUAACACUGAGGUUCAUAUGCUGAGUGUUGUUGGCUUGAUUAAGGCAGUGGAUGUUACAAGUACAAAAAUAACAUAUAAAGUAGAUGACACAACUGCUGUAAUGGAUGCUGUACAGUGGGUUGAAAGUGAUCAAGACACAAAAGAUUCUUUCUCAAAACCUUUAAUAGAAAUGACCUACUGCCAGAUCUUUGGGUCUGUUCGUACACAAGCGGGGAAUAAAUACAUAAUGAUCUUUCGUAUCAUGCAUAUAGAAGACCCCAAUCUCAUAACUACACACAUGCUGGAAGUCAUUCAUUCAUAUUUAAAACUUCAGCAGAUUGAAAAGUUGCAAGCAGGUGGAAUGGCAAGUAACUCAGCGGGCAAUACAGGGAUGAUGGACAACUCUCUGGUUGGCACUACUGGUUUAGGUGGCGGUAUGAAUACUGGGAUGGGCAGUGGUGGAUUCAGUGGCAUGCAUGGCUUGAACACAUCUCAGAAUAUGGUGUUCCAGGUCCUCCGACAGUGUACUGAUGAGUCUGGAGUUGAGAGAGAAUUUAUCUUCCAACAGCUUUCUGGAAAACUUAGCAAGACACAGAUCAAGUAUGUUAUAUUGAGUUUUAUACGUUGUUUUCUCAAGUUAUGCAAGUUAUUAUUAUAAAGUAUUAUAUAUAAA
This is a messenger RNA of Macrobrachium nipponense, 952 nucleotides long. RefSeq names its product replication protein A 32 kDa subunit-like. The transcript is spliced from 6 exons. Gene Ontology annotation, molecular function: single-stranded DNA binding. The coding region runs from base 134 to 937 and encodes 267 amino acids. Gene Ontology annotation, cellular component: DNA replication factor A complex; site of double-strand break; chromosome, telomeric region. Lineage: Eukaryota; Metazoa; Arthropoda; Malacostraca; Decapoda; Palaemonidae. The record is from RefSeq and is a predicted model, not a curated record. Gene Ontology annotation, biological process: double-strand break repair via homologous recombination; DNA replication; nucleotide-excision repair.